Molecule: messenger RNA, 3034 nt
Organism: Saccostrea echinata
Lineage: Eukaryota; Metazoa; Mollusca; Bivalvia; Ostreida; Ostreidae
Product: BTB/POZ domain-containing protein 9-like
Exons: 12
Coding region: 122-2005 (627 amino acids)
Biological process (GO): adult locomotory behavior; circadian behavior; modulation of chemical synaptic transmission
Molecular function (GO): protein binding
Source: RefSeq, a predicted model, not a curated record
CGGAAAGUGCAUAACUCUUGUUGAGUUUUGUCUGAGUUUAAGACCAAUUAAUACAUACUCAAAGGAUGUAGCCGUGUAAUAUAGCAACCAUUUGAGAUUGCUAUGAAUUAAAACAGGAAAAAUGUGUGACCACCGCCACUUACGAUCCCCUCCACCAGCAGGCAUAGUUGAUCAUGUCUCCUUUCUUUCUGACAAUCUUGGUGAUUUAGUUGAAAACUCAGAUUACAGUGAUAUUACUCUCAUUGUGGAAAAUGUACCAUUCCCUGCACACAAAGUUAUUUUGGCAACAAGAUCAGAGUAUUUCAGAGCUCUUUUGUAUGGUGGGAUGAAAGAAUCUCAGCCAGGAACUACACAGGUUGAACUGAAGGACACAUCUGCCUCAGCUUUUAGCAUCCUGCUGAAGUACAUGUAUAGUGGACGUCUUAACCUGCUGGAAAUCAAGGAUGAAAAUUUGUUGGAUAUAUUGGGGAUGUCUCAUCGUUAUGGCUUUGUGGAUCUUGAAACUGCUAUUUCUGACUAUUUGAAGGCAAUUUUGAACAUCUCAAAUGUCUGUCUGAUUUAUGACAUUGCAAAUAUGUAUCAUCUUACUUCCCUCUGUCAAGUUUGCAAGGAUUUCAUUGACAGAAAUGCUCAAGAUAUUUUGGUGAAUGAGACUUUCCUUACCCUGUCUCAGAGUUCAGUCAAAGAUUUGAUAUCAAGGGACUCAUUUUGUGCUCCAGAGAGUACAAUAUUUAAUGCUGUGGUCAAGUGGUCAGAACACAACCAGGGACAGGACCCAAGCCCAAUUCUACAGUGUGUAAGACUACCGCUAAUGACCAUGAAUGACCUGCUGAAUGUUGUCAGACCUACUGGACUCGUAUCAGCUGAUUCUAUUUUAGACGCAAUCAAACUGCAGUCAGAAAGUCGGGAUAUGGAACUCAACUACAGAGGCUCCCUAAUUCCAGAAACAAACAUAGCUACACAGAGAUUUGGAGCACAGGUAAUUCGAGGUGAGAUGAAAAAUUCACUUCUGGACGGGGACUGUCAGAACUAUGAUCUCGACAGAGGGUUCACACGUCACCCUAUAGACGAUAACUAUGGACAGGGUGUGGUGAUUAAAUUAGCCAGUCCCUACAUCAUCAACUGUAUCAAACUAUUGUUGUGGGAUAGGGAUAUGAGGUCAUAUUCGUAUUACGUGGAAGUUUCUAUGGAUGACAAGGACUAUGAAAAGGUGGUGGAUCACAGUAAAUAUCUGUGUCGGUCAUGGCAAACACUUUUCUUCCAACCGAGAGUUGUCAGAUACAUAAAGGUUGUUGGAACUCAUAACACUGUCAACAGAGUGUUCCAUCUUGUUUCUUUUGAAUGCCUCUUCACUAACAAACCUUUUGUGUUGGAGCAGGGUUUAGUGGUUCCAUCUGAAAAUGUUGCCACUAUAGCAGCAGGUGCGUGUGUGAUUGAGGGAGUAAGUCGCAGCAGGAAUGCCCUCAUUAAUGGGGACACCAGGCACUAUGAUUGGGACUCUGGCUACACCUGCCACCAGCUAGGGAGUGGGGCCAUUAUUGUCCAGCUAGCUCAGCCCUACAUAAUAGACACCAUGAGGUUGCUGUUGUGGGAUUGUGAUGAUAGGAGUUACAGUUAUUAUGUAGAAGUCUCCACAGAUCAAAAAUCUUGGUAUUCCCUGGCUGACAAACGUAAAGAGCAGUGCAAAUCAUGGCAAGUUAUUAAAUUUGAGAAGAGGCCUGUAACAUUUGUUAAAAUUGUUGGAACCCAUAAUACAGCAAAUGAGGUUUUCCAUUGUGUUCAUUUUGAAUGCCCUGCAGAGAUGACCAACACUGCGAACAACAACAAUGUCCCAUCUCCUGCAAGUCCCCAACCCCCAGGGCCCAGAUCUGCUAGCCCCUCUCCCAGACCUAAUAUGCACCAGUCCCAAAGUUCAGAGACUUAUGCAAGUGCAGAGUACUCCCCCCAUGAUGCCCCAGAAGCUGAUCGAUUGGACAGCAACAGCUCUCAUGAGUCAGAAAACUAGCUUCUGAUUGGACAGAAUUUCUAAUGGAGAGUGCAAUUUUUCUGUGAUUUUGUGUUACAGUCAGGAGAAUAAAGCUUCUCUGAUUUAACACAGUUGUGACUUUAUGACAUAGACAGCUUUACAUUUUUUUUUAAGUUAGAGCAAAUUUAAGCAUUCAGAUGUAUAUGUUCAGUGUAUGUUAUUUAUUUUGAUAUUGAUGACUCUUUAGAAAGAGUAUAUUACAGUUUAACAAUAUGACAUUCACUUGAUACAUAAAAAACACUUUAGACAGAGCAUUUUAAUUUCUGUUACAUGUAUGUUCAUAAGCUGAUUGUAUCAUUAUUUAUUCAAGGAAACAGGAAGUAAUUAUCUUUGGAGGAAAUUCACAUUUUCAAUAUGACAAGCAUUCACUCUGUUACAUGAAAAGCUUAGUUGAUAUUAGAUGUUGAACUACACUUUUUUUUACUAAUUAAAUGUGUGUAAAAAAUAUGUAAAAAAUAUUUUCGAUUUGGUGCAUUUAUUAGGUAUUUUUAGGAUCUAGAAUUGUUUAGAAAUACUACUACAUUUUUAUUUUAUACUCGUACUCCUGCAAUUAAAAAAAAAAUAAGAUAAUAAUAAUUUUGAAGGUCUUAUUUAGACCAGUUCAAAAUAUUCAGACCAGUUCAAAACUUAACAAUUAAUAAAUCAAACAGUGAAUGCUUCAUGAAAAUGCUCAAACCAUGAUUAAGCAUCUGAUCCUUAUUAGAAACCAGAAAUGCAUGUAAACCCAUUUAAUUAAGGAAAAAAAAUAAAUUGUUAGAGCUUCAGUACCAAUGAUUUUAUUGAUUGUUUUAUUUGUCUAAUUAAUGAAUGCCCACACGAUGCCACUUCUGUACAGAAUUUAGCAUGAUUCAAAUCAAAAUCCAGACAGAUAUUACUCAGUAAUUGUUAGAGUCAUGCAUUAUAUUUUAUUAGCAGAAAACUGGUAGCAUUUGUGUGCAGUGAGAAAUGUUAAAGAUAUUCCAUAUUAAAUGAUGUCUGUUUUUUUGCAUUAAAUUGAAUUUUGAUUUA